GCCGGCAAACAGUUCGUUUUGUGUGUUGCGGGAGUCUAAAAGUGUUUGAGUAAACACGGGUAAAUUUCAUUCACAAUCAGUCGGUUGAUGUUCGUAAAUCAUUUAAUCGUUUUUCAUAUAGCGGUGCAUACAAUUUGUGAUAUCUAAAAAUAUACGUAUUUAGUCAUUCGCAUUUCGAAAUGUCGUACGCCGUCCUCUCCUUUGCUCUGGUCGUCGUGGCUUUGUUGCUGCUGUACUUGCACAACCAUUAUAGCUAUUGGGCGCGCCGUGGUAUUCCCCAGGAGGACCCUAUAUAUGGACUCGGCAACAUGAAGGGUAUCGGGCGUGAGUUUCACUUUCGGGAUAUAAACUCGAGACUUUAUAAACGCUACAAGCGCGAUGGCGCACCAAUUGGCGGAAUAUAUAUGUUCUUUUUGCGCGGGGCGUUCGUUGUGGAUCUGGAUUUGAUCAAGCAUAUACUCAUCAAGGAUUUCUCGAGUUUUCACGAUCGCGGCAUAUUCAAUAAUGUACGUGAUGAACCGCUCACGGGGCAUUUGCUCACACUUGAGGGUGAAGAGUGGCGUUGCAUGCGUAAUAAGUUGACACCCGUUUUUACCUCGGGAAAAAUGAAAUUCAUGUACCCCACAGUGGUGGCGGUGGCGGAGAAUCUCAGCCGUACCUGUGGUCAGUUGGCGCCAGAAUUCGAAGUGAAAGAACUCAGCGCACGUUACACCACCGACGUGAUCGGCACAUGUGCCUUUGGUAUAGAUUGCAACAGCCUGUCGGAUCCAAACGCCGAUUUUCGCAGAUAUGGUCGAUCUAUUUUCGAGAAGCCACGUCACUCGCAACUCGUACAGGCGCUAAUAUUAUUCAAUCCGAAGCUCGCGCGCAAACUGCGCUGCAAGUUGUUCAAUGACGAAGUGAGUGAGUUCUUCAUUGACGCUGUGCGUAACACCGUCGAGUAUCGAAUUAAGAACAAGGUGAAGCGAAAUGACUUCAUGGAUAUGCUGAUCGAUAUGAUGGCCGAGGAUCAAGAAGCGGCGGCAAAGCAUGAAGGCAUAGAUGUAUCGCAGGGCUUGACUCUGCUGCAGAUGGCAGCGCAGGCUUUUGUCUUCUUUAUCGCCGGUUUCCACACCUCAUCGACUACAAUGUCUUUCUGCCUCUACGAACUGGCCAUAAAUCCUAAGAUACAAGAUCAACUACGUGAAGAAAUUGUAUCAGUAUUGAAUGCUCACAACAACAAUGUCACAUACGAAGCUUUAAAGGAGAUGUCAUAUUUGGAUAAAGUUUUGAACGAAACUCUACGCAAAUACACCGUACUGCCUCAUCUUGUGCGCACAGCUACCAGCGAUUAUCGCGUUCCCAAUUCGUCACUGGUCUUGGAGAAGGGCACCACUGUAGUAAUUCCUGUGGAUGCUAUACACCACGAUCCCGAAAUCUUCCCUGACCCAGAUCGAUUCGACCCCUCACGCUUCGAUACAGAACACGCAGAGAAGCGUCAUGGCUGCGCCUUCUUUCCCUUCGGCGACGGACCACGCAACUGCAUCGGCCUGCGUUUCGGCAAAAUGCAAGCGAAGGUGGGACUCAUACACUUGCUACGCGAUUACAAGUUCAGCCGUUCCGCACGCACCGAAGUUCCCAUUGUGCUGAGCAAGCGCAAUUUCGUCAUAGAAGCCCAGAAUGGCAUCUACUUACGCGUGGAACGCGUUUAGGUGCCAAUAGGCAGCUAUAUUGUGUCGGCAAUUUUUCAGAAAUAUAUAAUUUUUGUUGGAAGGUUUAUAAAAAUCAGUUGAAUAUUUUUAAUGAUAUUGCUUUGCAAAGAGAACAAAUAACUAGUUUUUAAUAUUGGUAGCAUUUAUUUUGUGGUUGAUAAAAUUUAUAAGCGAAUAUGGCGAAGGUAAUAAAAACAAUGAAUGUAUGCAUAUAUUAACAAAUAUAAUUGUCUAAUUAUACAUUAUCAUUUUCA
This is a messenger RNA of Zeugodacus cucurbitae (melon fly), 1945 nucleotides long. It is a transcript of the gene Cyp6a14, whose product is annotated as probable cytochrome P450 6a14. Lineage: Eukaryota; Metazoa; Arthropoda; Insecta; Diptera; Tephritidae. The record is from RefSeq and is a predicted model, not a curated record. The transcript has 2 exons. Bases 180 to 1691 code for a protein of 503 amino acids. Gene Ontology annotation, molecular function: heme binding; oxidoreductase activity, acting on paired donors, with incorporation or reduction of molecular oxygen; monooxygenase activity.